AACUUGCCACAGGAAGCUGUAGUAGGUAUUACGUGCACUUUAAGCUAGCUGUCCACUGGCACACCAAUAGGAAAACCCCGCUCCAUUGUGCUUUCACCGGAUUGAUAACUGCAGACUAGCGACACACACCGUUCCUACCAUGGACUCGCAGGUGAUGACCAACCCCGGGGAAAUAUCCAGUCUCUACAGAGAACUCAGUCUCUUCCCUUCUUUGAGCAGAGCAGAUCUGGGACCUGUCGUCACCUCUCAGUAUGGGGGCAAAUACAGCAAUGUCUACACAGAAUGGAGCCAGCGUGAUCUGGAGAGGAAUGAGAAUGUCAAAUUUUGCAGACAGUACAUUGUGUUCCACGAUGACGAGUCGGUGGUCUACUCUGGAGCCUCAGGAAACUGCACUGAGAUCAAGGGAGAGUUGCUAAGUAAGGAUUCCCCCACGGGUGAAAUGAAGGCCGUUGUCAGAGAGUGCACAAUCAAAGGAGAGGACAAACAGUUUCUGGAGAUCUGGAGUAAAAACAUCAAGAUGAAGAGCAUCAAUCUAACAGCCUUAAAGAAGCAUGGCAAAGUCUAUGAAGACGAUCAGUUUGGCUGCUUGGUUUGGUCCCACUCCGAGACCCAUCUCUUGUAUGUGGCAGAAAGGAAGAGACCCAAGGCAGAAUCCUUCUUCCAGACUGAGUCACCAGAGCUGUCUUCUAUUGGGGAUGAGGAGGAGACCAUGAGAGCGGAGAAAAAGGAGGCUGUAAAAGGGGAGCAGUUUGUCUUCCAUGAGGACUGGGGAGAGGCGCUAGUCAGUAAGAGCUGUCCAGUGCUCUGUGUUCUGGACAUCGAGGGUGGCAAUGUGUCUGUGCUGGAGGGAGUGCCUGAAGAUAUCUCACCUGGACAGGCAUUUUGGGCUCCAGGUGACACAGGAGUUGUGUUUGUAGGCUGGUGGCAUGAGCCUUUCAGACUUGGCCUCAAGUACUGCCCCAACAGGAGGUCAUCUUUGUUUUAUGUGGAUCUAAUUGGUGGGAAAUGUGAGCAGCUGUCAUCAGGAACCAGUGCAGUGUGCUCCCCUAGGCUGAGCCCAGACCAGUGUCGGAUUGUUUACCUGGAGUGUUCUGUCUAUGGACCACACAUGCAGUGCAGCAGGCUCUGUAUGUACGAUUGGUAUACUAAGAAGACCUCAGUGGUGGUGGAUGUAGUGAACCGACCUGGAGAGGAUGGCUUCACCGGUAUCUACAGUUCUCAGUUGUCCCCCCAGUGCUGGUCAGCUGAUAGUCAGCGUGUUAUUGUUGCUUGUCCUCAGCGCAGCCGCAAGGACCUUUUGAUGGUGGAUAUAAACACUGGGAGUGUCACCUCUCUGACUUCAAAGUCUGAUGUUGGUAACUGGUGUUUGCUGAAUGUAGAGAGAGAUCUGAUGGUGGUUAGCUGCUCCUCUCCAAACUGCCCACCAAGUCUGAGGGUAGGUUUCCUUCCAGCCAGGGAAUCUCAGGAAGAAGUGGUCUGGGUAACUCUGGAGGACUCUCAGAAGUUGACAGAUAUUGAUUGGCAGAUCUUGAGUUUCACCCCUCCCCCAGAGCAAGACAACAGUCAAUACCCUGGCCUUGAUUUCGAAGCUUUGCUGAUCAAACCAAAGGAGGUGAAGGAUGGAGUGAAGCUGCCUCUUAUUGCAAUUCCUCAUGGGGGUCCUCACUCAGUGAUUGUAGCUGAGUGGCUUCUGUCCUCGUCUGUGCUGUGCAGGAUGGGCUUCGCCGUAUUACUGGUGAACUAUCGUGGCUCUCUUGGGUAUGGCCAGGACAGCGUCCUCUCAUUACCUGGCAAUAUUGGCAUCCAGGACGUCAAGGAUGUUCAAUUUGCUGUUGAAAGUGUCCUUAAAAGUGGCGAGUUUGACACAAAGAAGGUGGCAGUUUCCGGAGGCUCCCACGGUGGUUUCCUGGCCUGUCAUCUGAUCGGCCAGUACCCAGGGUUCUACAAGGCCUGCGUGGCUCGCAACCCUGUCGUCAAUUUGGCCUCCAUGAUUUGCAGCACUGACAUCCCAGACUGGUGCAUUGUUGAGGCUGGGUUCAACUACAGCACAGACUGCCUACCCGAUCCAGCUGUUUGGGAACAGAUGCUGAACAAGUCCCCCAUCAAACAUGUCACACAGGUACAGACACCAGUAUUGCUUACCUUAGGGGAAGAUGACAAGCGUGUACCUAACAAGCAAGGACUGGAAUAUUACAAAGCUCUGAAAGUGAAGCAGGUCCCAGUCCGGUUGCUGUGGUACCCAGGGAACAAUCACUCUCUCUCCAAGGUGGAUGCUGAGUCUGAUGGCUUUAUGAACAUCGCUCUUUGGAUGAUACAACACUUGUGUCAGUGAUUGUACAUUUCAGAUAACUACCUGGUAGUGUGCUGUUUCUCCUGCUAAGAAAAGAUAGGAAGACACUACUGUGUGUACGAGACAUUCUGCUUCUGUUUCCAGGACAGUGUGAGGUCCAGUCCAAAGCCAAAGCAUUGAAAGUGCUCUCUGACCAGAACACACUUUGUAUUUCUUCAUGUUAUUUGUAAACUUUCUGUGGCUAUGGUGAUUGCCACAGUUUCUUUUAACGGGUGGUUGGGGAGAUGAUUGUUUUAACACAGCACUGGAAAAUGGCAGGUUUGAUUAAUCAAACACAUUUUAUUCAUACAGUUUGAAUAUUUCAUUUUUGACUCUUUACAUUCACACAGAAAAUAAAGGGCUUUUCAGUGUGUUAACUUGGAUUCACAGAAAUAAGGAUCACAGUCUGUCUUUUCUUUGCUUAUUGGAACUGUUUGGCUUUUUUAAAAAAAGGAAUGCUGUUUUGAUUUCAUGAUACCAUGCACUUAAUAAAGCAAUUGUAAAAAUAC
Molecule: messenger RNA, 2838 nt
Organism: Acanthopagrus latus (yellowfin seabream)
Lineage: Eukaryota; Metazoa; Chordata; Actinopteri; Spariformes; Sparidae
Gene: apeh1
Product: acylaminoacyl-peptide hydrolase
Exons: 23
Coding region: 140-2332 (730 amino acids)
Biological process (GO): proteolysis
Molecular function (GO): serine-type endopeptidase activity
Source: RefSeq, a predicted model, not a curated record